AUGUCCCAGGAAGCUAAAAUCCAGCGGCUCACGCCUUGCCUGCUCCCCGACGCCGGGGAGGGGAAUGCAGGGCUCGGUGUCCCCGGGGAGCGACGCUUCUCCCCACGUCGGGCCCUCGCUCCGGGGUCUGCAGCUCCAGCGAUGGGGGGUUGUGGGGGGGGUCUCCCAGCUGAGCACAGGUGUCCUGGGGAGACCAGGGUCCCCUCCGUCGCGAUCCAGAACCUCCUUGGCUCCAGUCCAAGCUCGUCCUUGUCCUUUUUUUUCCCCUUCUCCUUUCCUUACUUCCUCCCCCUCCUCCUCCUCUUUCUCCUCCCUCAGGGCUUUUCCGUGGCACAAGAGGAGUCCGGGGGCCACUUUCCUUCGGUUGCUGUUGGAAGGGGUGAGACGUUACCGGAGGUGACAGCCCGCCGGGGCGGGGGGACGGGGACACGCGUCCCGGGAGACUCAUCUGCUUGCGGGGGGGUGUCGGGCAGCCUCCUCCCACCUGGGGCCCAUCCCACCAUCAUUCUCCUCCCGGCUUGGUUCAAACCCCAACCCCGCCUCGGCCGACCAGGGGGGAAAACCCACCUUGGCCCCAAAUGUCCCCCCUUCCCCCGGGGAGGGGGGAAGCAGCACGGGCGGAGGCGGAGUGAGGUGGGGGGGGGCGCGUCCCCUCAGCUCGGGGGUACGCACAGGGAGGGGGAGUCCCGGCAUGCUCCCAUCUCCAUCCCCGGUACCCGCAUCCUCCAUCCCCCCUGCUCCCAUCCUUCAGCCCUGGUACCCGCAUCCUUCAGCCCUGGUACCCGCAUCCUCCGGGGCGCCGGGGAUGGAGGAUGUCGGUAUCCGCAGCUUCCAUCCCCGCUACCUGCAUCCUCCAUCCCUGCCGCUCUCAUCCUCCAUCCCCGGAGCCCGCAUCCUCCUUCCCCUCUCCCCGCAUCCUCCAUCCCCGGAGCCCGCGUCCUCCAUCCCCGCUCCCCGCAUCCCAACUGCCCGCAUCCCCCUCCGCUCCCUCCCUCCCUCCCUCUCCCCCUCUGCCCUCCCUCCCGGUGCCCCCGCACCCCCGCACCCCCGCGCAGUGCCCCCGGGACCGACCGGCGGCGGUGCGGGCUCAGGGCCGGCCGGUCCCCGGGCGCCGGGCGGGCGGAGCGGGGCGGGCGGCGCCCGGCGCCCCGGGCAGAGCCAUGGGGCGGGCGGAGCGGCGGUGGGCGCCCGGCCCCCGGCCCCGGCCGCAGCCUCCCCGCGGCUCCCGGUUCGCUCGCCCCGGCGGCUGCUGUGUCAGAGAAAGGGGCUGAGCCUCCGCCGGGCGGGGGGGGCUUAAAGGGACCGGGAGCCCCGUUGCACGGGGGGCGGCGCCGGGGGAAACUGAGGCAGCGCCGGGGGUCCCUUGCUGGGGAGGAAGGGAGUCGUGCCUCAGUUUCCCCGCUCUGUCCCCCCCGCUUCAAAUAACAGGCUCGUUAAGGCUGGUUCCUUCUGAAUGCAAAAUGUCCCUCCCCUGCCCCGUGGGUCGUAUUUGGGGCCAGUUUCUGCAGGAUCUGUAAAAACCCACCGGGGAUGCGGGAGCAUCAUCCCAGAAAAGAUCCCUGGAUGGGAGGAAAACAACGACUAUGGGUUUGUACGUGAAUGUGUGCGGGGGGAGGCGGGGGGCUGGUCUGGUCUAGGGAGGAACCCCAAGGAGGGGAGGGAUUUGCUCCAAAGCGGUGAUCCAGCCUGGGGAAAUCCAUCCAGUUCAGCAGCAGUGGGAGCAAGGAGAGAUUCCUGUCCUGGAGCUGAGCGGUGACGAUAGGUGGCAAUCCCAGGUCUGCCAGCGGCGAGGCGGCGGGUGCGCAUUUAUGUUAUUUAUUGCCUCCUACUGGGAAUGUUCAAAAGUGCUGAACACACUUUUUGGCGUGGACCCGAACUGACUCAUCCUUCAGCCUGUGAAGAGCUGAUGCUUUGGGGACUCUUCUGAUUCCCGCAGAACAUCCCGGUGGGAAUCCGGGGAUGGCAGGAGAACCAAGGUGUGUGGUGGAUGGUGGUGAGCAGUCCCUCACUGCACAGAUUUAUUGGAAUCAUUUUUUCCAGGGUAAUCAUAUGGGAAGUUUUCAGCAGGAAUCGCCUCCAAUAUUUUGCACCUGAAGCUCAGCCAGGGACAACACGGCCACCCGGGUCCCCCAUGGCCACCACACUCCCCCUGCUUCCUCCAAUAGCAGGUCAAUGCCAGCUCGAGCUCUGCCUCAUCCCAGAAAUCAGCAGGGAUACUGGGACAGCGAUCUGGGGAAAGAGUGGAGGUUGUAAAACUCAGAGAGAGAGGUGCUGCUUCUGGGAAGUCCAGUGGUGAUGUGGGACCAGGUGGGAAAAUACAUUGAAUGAUGUGGGGCAGAGGAGCAGCUGAACACGCUCCCAUGGGGGAUAAAAUGAGCAGCUGAGGUGUGGACUGAGGAGGAAACACGGCUCCGACCUGCUCUUCCCCUCUCCCAGCUGUGGUGGGCACCAGCAGCCCAGGGAGUUUUGGUCCCAGCCAGGUUGGUAAAAGAUGCUCAGAAAUAUCCAUGGUCAGCACUGGAGAGUGUGAGUACUGCCCAAAAACCUCCUGUCCGUGGUGGUGGAGCUAAAGCAGCCAAAUGUCCAGAGCCUCCAGUGUGGGGUCAGAGCCCCAAGCUGCGUCUCCUACAACCUGAAAUCCUCUGGAUGGUGUCUUGAGGAUGUGAAACAAAGGGAUGCAGUGAGGGAUGUCCCCCCCCACCAAGGGGAUGGAAAGACUCAGCCUCUACGAGACACCCGAGAAGCCAAGCCCACAGCACACCUCACCCUUCACUCCUGCUUUCCUUUGCUCUAAAGCCCUGGAUGGACAUUCCCAUGCUCCCCAUCCUGCCUUGAUCUUGCUGUGAAUGCCACCGUGCCUCCAGCUGCUGGUGGAUUCAUCAUUGGUGAAGGAAGAAUAGGAAGAAGGUGGAGUUUUCCUUUUAAAAUUUAUUUUCUGCUUCUAUGUGCUGCUUUGCAAAGCCUGGAUUCCCCCUCUGAAGAGCCUGGAGAAUGACACAGGAUGCUUCUUCCCACCUGUGCAUCACAGCCUGGAUUUGGGAGUCAUGGCCCACCCUGCUCUCAGCUCUCAUCGCCCUUGUGACUGAUCCAUGUUCUUCAUCUCCCUGCCAGAUCCAAUCCUGUCCCAUGCCACCUUCCUCAGGGUGUCCCAGAGGAUUUGGGGGGGAUCCCCAAAUGCUGCCCAGCCUUGGUACCCCGCUGGUGGAGGUUUCCCCAUGGGAAGGACACGGCUGGAGCGCGACAGGGAGAGAGGAGUGGCUUUAUUCCCACCGCCCUAAUCUCUCUCCCUCCCUCAUUCUCCAAUCUUUAUUUAUGCUUUUUGUCAGAUCUGAUUUACUGGGGAUUUUCCCGUUCCAACAGGAAAACUGCUGGGAGGGGAUUUCUCUGCAAGGCUUUCGGGCUCACAGGCAUUUUAUUUUGCAGGGUCGUGCCAGGCUGGUUCCUGCAGGGUGGCUCUUGGCUCAGCAAGGUUUAACGUGGGACCCCCAAGGUGGGGGGUCCCCUCUGGCCCCCCAGACCCCCGUGGUGGCCCUGGCCUGGAGCUGGUCCCCAUUGUCAUGCUGCUGGCAGGUGCCCUUUGCUGCUGAGCCGCUGAUGUAUCGCUUCCCUGCCGUGACUCACUGGCACAGAUCUAAUUUCUAAUUAAAUAGCGAUUCUUUUCAGAGCCAUUUAUUUCUGUUUCUUUUGUAUUUUGAUUGGAGUGUCAGUCAGUU
Pseudopipra pipra is the source of this 3713-nucleotide messenger RNA. RefSeq lists its product as uncharacterized. Bases 1 to 1425 code for a protein of 474 amino acids. The record is from RefSeq and is a predicted model, not a curated record. The transcript is spliced from 2 exons. Lineage: Eukaryota; Metazoa; Chordata; Aves; Passeriformes; Pipridae.